Molecule: messenger RNA, 3138 nt
Organism: Diplodia corticola
Lineage: Eukaryota; Fungi; Ascomycota; Dothideomycetes; Botryosphaeriales; Botryosphaeriaceae
Product: glycoside hydrolase family 16 protein
Exons: 1
Coding region: 1-3138 (1045 amino acids)
Biological process (GO): carbohydrate metabolic process
Molecular function (GO): acyltransferase activity, transferring groups other than amino-acyl groups; hydrolase activity, hydrolyzing O-glycosyl compounds
Source: RefSeq, a predicted model, not a curated record
AUGGCCUCCUCCACCAUGCGGUUCUGCCUCGCGGCCGCCGCCGUUGGCCUUCUCUUUCCGGCCAGCACUGUCGCCGCCGCUGACGCCGGCUGCUCGUGCGGCUUCUACGACGACAUCACCGGCGACCUCUUCACCGAGUCUCUGAUCCAGUACUUCAACGAGACCUCGGACCUGGACCACUUCGUGCUCGAGAACUUCGAGCACAAGUCGGAGAAGAGCUGGAACAGCAAGUUCCGCCAGGGCGCCCUCCCCGACAAUGUCAUCGCCAACUACACCAUUGCCAGCAACGUCACCAAUGGCACCUCGCUCGGCCUCGUCUGCGACCCGUACACUGACGCCCACGUUGUCAAUGGCGGCAGCGUCAGAUCCAAGCGCCGCGAUAUCCAAUACGGCUCCUUCCGCUCCCUUAUGCGCGGCCCCGCCAUCAAUGCCGGCGGCAGCUCCAUGACCAUGAGGCUGCAGUUCAACGAGAGCGAGUCUCUCGAGAUCAACGUCAUGAACACCGACUCCUACGCCAAUGCCUGGGUCAACACCCUGAUGCAGGGCGAGUGGCCGGACCGUGACCUGGGCAUCAACUACACCGUCCUCGGCAACAGCUCGCUGGCCAACGGCACCGCUUCGCCGCAAGACUUCAUGGAGUUUCGCAUCGACUGGACCGACAAGGAGGUCCGUUACUUUGUCGGUCAGAACAACAGUCGCACCGUGACCAAGAAGAAGCACGGCUCUGUCCCCAUGACCCCCUCGCCCUUGUACUUCCGCCACUGGUCCAUCGGCAACACUUACGCCAUGGAGGGUCCCCCAAACUGGCGGUCUGCUGCCAAUGUCGGCUGGAUGCGCAUGUUUUUCAACACGUCAACCAUGACGGACGAGCAACACGACGAGUUUGACGCCAGAUGUACCUUCGAGGAUGCCUGUUCCAUGAACGACAUGAGCCUUCGGCUGGUCUCCCCUUACCACACCAAUGCUACGGUGAAGUGGAAGUAUCACGACCCCCGUGGCGGCCUGCUCACUGCGCCCAUUUGGAUGUCCGUCAUCAUGGCCGUGUUCUCGACGUUCCUGUUGAUCCAUGCCUUUGUGAAGAAGGCGGUCGGCAAGCAAGCCCCCGCUGGCCACGGCCAGCCGAAAGAGUCUGCAUCGGACUCGGAUCGUUCCUCCCCGGCUCCCGCCUAUCGAUCCACCGAACCCAGCAUCAUUGCGUCCAGUAGCACAACACCGUUCAACCAAACGCGACCUUCGACCCCGGACAAGAAGAACAGCGCCGAAGCGCCUCCCCGACGCUCGGACUUUACUCCGUCCGCAUCGGGAACCUCAACUCCACUGCCCCGCUAUGAGAGCAGGGAAUAUCUUGGCAGAUAUGACGACGAUUUGAUAAGUCCUGUUUCCUCGACGCCGAAUUUGCCGAACGGGGCUCCCGACCCAUCUUUUUACCCUCCGACUUCGACCAGAGCCUCGUCGCUAAGGAAUGCCGUGGUCUACACCGACGACAGUGCUAUGCCAGAAUUUGCGCUUCCAGAUUCGGCCAGGGAUUCCGCGCAGACGCUCGUGCCCAGAACUCCCAUGUCCCCUCUCUCGCCCAAGUCACCAUCCUCCCCAGCACCAUGGUCGCCAAAGAACAGGGAAAAGGGAUUCGGAGCUGCCAGAGUCAAGGAGGUGGCCGAAGAGCCCAAAGAGCAUCCCCUCAAGACCACCACGAUUGCGGGUGAUGCUAAAGCUGCUGACAAGAUUCCCACCGCGAAAAAGGCCCGUGUUGACUAUUUGGCCGGGCUGGUUGCGCUUUGUUCGAUAUUCGUCACCUUGAUCCAUUUCCACCUGACUUACGUGCCGGCCGUGGUCAUUCCAGGAGCCUUUGUCCACUAUCCCAGCGAGCUUUGGGCGGAGAAGCUCAUCUCCCCGUUCAUCAUGAACCAGAUGUGGCUCGGUGUCUUCUUCACGACUUCGACCCGCUUCUUGUCCGCGAGGUAUUUCCGCGAAGGCAAGUUGGAGGUCAUUGCAGAGCGUGCCGUCAAGCGUGCGCCGCGUCUCAUGAUCCCCGUCACUGCCAUGGUCCUUCUGGAGUACUUCUUCAUCGACGUCGGUGCGACCAAGUACCUCGAGUACGUGCCUUCGGUGUCCUGGUCCACCUGGGGUUACGUGGCCAAGUUUCCUUCCGCGGGCCAUUUCAUCAGCGAGAUUCUCGAGCUCGUCUAUCUCAUCCCCAAUGCCGUGCCGCAGAUUACGUUCAAUUACUGCACUGGUGUCCUCUGGACCAUUGCCGUGCAGUUGCAGGGAUCCUGGAUUGUAUUGCUCGGAGCGAUUGUCAUCCGCGAGAUCAAGACACCCUGGAAACGCUUUGGCUACUACGCAUUCUGCGUCCUGCAAAACUGGUACGCAAGGAAUUGGGGCAGCUUCUUCUGGCUGGGUCUCAUGCUCACCGACCUGGACAUCACGUACAAGUGGCGGAAGUACCUGUACCCACGUCCCUUGGCGUACUACCCGUUGAUCGGUUUCUGCACCUUCAUGACUCUGAUUGGUUUCACGAUGAACCUUCUGCCACAGUGGGUCAGCUUCAACUUCACCACGCAUGAGAACGGAAUCCACCCGGACCAGGAGACUGGUCUCCCCAUUGUGCAGACGGAGCGCUAUGCGUACCCCAACUACUACGAGCCUCGCUUCAACAUGCUUCUCUUCGCAGUCGGCAUGCAGGCCAUUGUGGAGCUGUCGACUGUGGUGCAGAAGAUCUUGUCGUUCCCGGUGCUGGUUUGGGUUUUCCCGCACAUCUUCACCAUCUACCUCAUCCACGGCUUUGUCUUCUGGAGCUGGGGCUCAUGGCUCCUCGUGACCCUUGCCCACCAAGACUUUGUCUACUGGCUGAAUGCCCUCCUCGUCGGGGUGACUUGCUACGGCAUCAUUCUGCUGUCAUUGCCAAUCGUCACGCCCGCCAUCGAGAUUCUCGGGCGCGACAUCACCAUCAACAUCUGGGAGUUUGCCAACGUGAAGCCGCCGCCGAAGAAGGACACGCUUUUCCCGUUCAACAAGCACGAGCUUGGCAUGGACGGUGAAAAGAGCGAGGGCCAGACGGUGGUCGAGGAGGUGCGAGAGAUCAGGGGGGAACAUGACGAGAAGCAUCAGGUGAAGUUUGACGAGAGAAACAUGGUCUAA